Molecule: messenger RNA, 5941 nt
Organism: Pogona vitticeps (central bearded dragon)
Lineage: Eukaryota; Metazoa; Chordata; Lepidosauria; Squamata; Agamidae
Source: RefSeq, a predicted model, not a curated record
AACAAAACCGGGGAUCCCUUCUCAGUUGUCUUCUCUGUUUGGUGGAGCGAGAGCUGCUGCUGUCCUUCCUGAUGAGGCUCCAGUGUCGUUUGAGGAUUUGGCGAUCUAUUUCACCGACGAGGAGUGGGCCCUGCUGAAUACGGACCAGAAGGCUUUGCACGUGGAGAUCAUGGAGGAGAACUGCGCCAAUCUGGCCUCUCUUGCAGGUGAUGGCCGGGAGGGCGAGAAGGAAAGAGAGGGGCAUCGUCCCCCGGACAAAGGAGAGGAUCAGCAGAGCAAGGAAACCGAAGGCACCGAGAAAAGGAUGAAGGCACCCACUGCUUCUCGGAGCGCCGGCGUCUGUGAAAUCCCGGUCCGAGAAAACGCAAGGACGGAAAAGGAAGGCAGCGAGUGCCUCGUCUGUGGGGAAACCUUCAGGUGCAAAUCGAGUCUCAGAGCUCAUCUGAAAGUCCACAAAGAGGAGAAACCCUUUAAAUGCUUCGACUGCGGGAAGAGCUUCUCCCAGAGGAAAGGCCUCAUUCGCCACCAGAGGAUCCACACAGGGGAGAAACCCUACACCUGCCUGGAGUGUGGGAAGAGCUUCCGCCAGAGCGCGGCCCUGAUCACCCACCAGCGGAUCCACACGGGGGAGAAGCCGUACACUUGCUUGGAGUGUGGAAAGAGCUUCUGUCAGAAGACCACCCUGGUUCGGCACCAAAGGAUCCACACCGGAGAGAAACCCUACGCUUGCCUCGAAUGCGGGAAGAGCUUCAGUCACCGAUCACAGCUGACGUCUCAUAUAAGGGUCCACACGGGGGAGAAACCCUACACCUGCCUGGAAUGCGGGAAGAGCUUCAGUCAGAAUACGAACCUGACUUUGCACCAGAGAACCCACACGGGGGAGAAACCCUUCAGGUGCCUCGAGUGCGGAAGGAGCUUCAGCCACAGCUCGACCCUAAUGGCCCAUCAAAGGACCCACACGGGGGAGAAGCCGUUCACGUGUUUAGAGUGCGGGCAGAGUUUUGCCCAAAACGCAAGCCUCAUCUUCCACCAGAGGACCCACACGGGGGAGAAGCCGUACACGUGUUCGGAGUGCGGGAAGAGCUUCAGCACCAGCACGAGCCUAACCUCACACCGGCGGAUUCACACGGGGGAGAAACCCUACACGUGCUCCGAAUGCGGGAAGAGCUUCUGCACAAGCACCAACCUGGUGACGCACCAGAAAAUCCACACGGGGGAAAAACCUUUCAAGUGCUCUGAGUGUGGAGAAAAUUUCCGGAAAAAAGCGCACCUCCUCAGGCAUCACAUGACGCACACCGGGGAGAAGCCCUAUAAAUGCGUGGACUGCGGGAAGAGCUUUAGUGAGAAAAGGAACCUGGUUUCUCAUCAAAAAAUCCACUCGGAGUUUUGGGACGGAAGCCCUCCAAACAGUAGCUGGGCUUCGCCUUCUCUGGAUUCAAAGGAUGUCCCUGUUUCCCAGAAUUCUAGCCCUUUCCAGAACAUUCUGAGUUGUACUUCGAGCCAAGUGGAAAGUUUGGAGUGCUUUACAAUAUUUUUAAAUGAAUACAAGACCUUCCUGCAGAUGAACGAAAAGCGAGUAUCUGGAAGAGCGUAUACCUUUGGGAGCAGAGGCAAAACUCUUGUCAUGAGGCACAAAAUGAUGCCAGAGAAGGGGAAAAAUCCAAACAUGGUCUCCCAGGACAAGGCUAGCCCCGAACAAGAAUGGCAAGUUAGGAGACAACUGGAGGAACAAAACCAAGCAGGCCCGGAGGCCAAGGAUCCUUUGGAGAAGAUGGGAAACACCCCUUUUGAAACGAAAGCUGGGAAUCUGGAGGGUUUCAUGAAAAGAGGAAGCGGAGGCCAAACGAUAAAUGAUCCAGGAGACCGGCGGUUGAAAUACCUAGACCCUCGCGCAGCUUUGAAGGCAGCUGAGUCCCGUAACGUGGGGUGGGGAAACCUGGAGACGCCGACAUCGGAGCCGUGGGAGAAUGCCAAAGCUUGCUUGGCCUCCUUAGAGGGAGCGGCUGAAGUGUACCGGAGGUUCAAAGGCCUGGCAGAUCUCAGCAGGGCGGCCCCUGGGGACUGCCGCAGGAUCGAGACCACCAAGGUGGAGGAUCUCCUGCGAGAGGACUCGGCCGGCACCGAGGUGCCACGGACCCUCUUCCGGGAAUUUCGUUACGAAGAGGCCAAGGGACCCCGGGAGACCUGCAGCCGCCUCUGGUAUCUUUGCCAUCGGUGGCUGAAGCCUGAGAGACACACCAAGGAGCAGAUCCUGGAGCUGGUGAUCCUGGAGCAGUUCCUGGCCAUCUUGCCCUCCGAGCUUCAGAACUGGGUCAAGGCGGGGUGCCCUCAAACGUGCGACCAGGCGGUGGCGCUGGCGGAGGGUUUCCCAUCACGAUCGCGAGAGGCCGAGGGUCUGAAACAGGAGGGGACAGGGCAGAGCCAGGAGAUGGCUUUGAGUUUCCCCAUAGUUGAACAACCUUUGCUUGGGGCAGAUGAGACACUGCGUUGCUCCCAGGUCAAGCAAGAGGGCGGUGGUGAAAUGGAUUCAGAAGCAGGAGAUGACUGGAUGAUUGAGACCAGACGGGAGGGCCCUCAAGCAGGUGCUCCAGAGCUAGAGAAGCUUCAAGGGAAACCCUGGGCAAGACCCGCCUGGUGCCAAGAGGACGGUGGAGAAGCUUCUGCAAGUCGUGACGAUGGAUCUGCGGUGCGAAGCGAGAACUGCCAAGCUCAGAAAGCCGUGCAGGUCCUCUCCCCUCUACGGGAGGACGGCGACGCGAGCCAGCCUGUGGUUGUCAAGAGAAGGCGUCGAAGUCGGGGGAAGAAGACCUGCGGCGUCUGUGGGAAGACGUUCAGUCGGUGCACGGUGCUGGCGGCCCAUCAGAGAACCCACACGGGGGAGAAGCCGUUCAUGUGCAAAGACUGUGGGAAGUGCUUCAGCUUCAAGUCCACUCUGGUGGCCCAUGAGAGGACCCACACGGGGGAAAGACCGUAUACAUGCGAUCAGUGUGGGAAAAGCUUCACUGUCAGCUCGGUGCUCACGAGACACUAUCGGGUCCACCUCGAAAAGGAGCCGUUCUACUGCUCGGAUUGCAACCAGAGCUUCCCGCAGAAAUCUCAGCUCCUCAACCACCAGAAACUGCAUGUGAAGGAGAAGCCGUUCAAGUGCGGACAGUGUGGGGAAGGCUUCAGCCGGAGCUCCAGCCUCAAGAAACACGAGGGCUCCCAUACAGGGGAGAAGCCCUUCAAAUGCCCAGAUUGCGAGAAAUCCUUCAACACCUCCUCCCAGCUGGUCAAGCACUAUCGGGUCCACACGGGGGAGAGGCCAUACAACUGCUCUGAGUGCGGGAAAAGCUUCAGCCAGUGGCAGAUCCUGAUGGUGCACCAGAGGAUCCACACGGGCGAGAAGCCCUUCAAGUGUGCCACCUGCGGGAAGUGCUUCUCGGACCGGGCUGUCCACAUCCGGCACCAGAAGGUCCACACGGGGGAGAGGCCGCACGAGUGCGCCACCUGCGGAAAAAGGUUCACCCACCGGACUGUCCUGGUGAAACAUCAGAAGAUCCACGCCAGGGAAGCUUUAAAUCUGCUCAGAAUGGAAGAGGAACAGCAGCUGGCCACAGGGCAGCACGAACAGCCGCCACCAGCAUCAUCCAAAGAAGCUCCGGAACUGAUGAUGGGCGAACCAAAUGAGACCCAGUCGAAACAGUUCGAAUGUCAUGAAACCCUGAAAGAGGCAGGGUCUCUUGACUCAAAAGGCAGAGCCCCCCGAAUACCCUCUUGGGAGAAUGCCAAGACUUCCCUGGCCUCUCUUGAGGGGGCCACUCCUGCUUCCUGGGAAGCCAGAGGACUGGCAAGUUUCAGCAGAGAAGCGCGAGGCGACGGUGAAAAAACGGAAGGCGCCAAGAUGGAGGAUCUCCUGAAAGACGAUUCGGUCAACAUGGACGUGCAACGGACCCUCUUCCGGGAAUUUCGUUACCAGGAGGCCGAGGGGCCCCGCGAGGCCUGCAGCCGCCUCUGGUAUCUUUGCCAUCGGUGGUUGACGCCGGAGAGACACACCAAGGAACAGAUCCUGGAGCUGGUGAUCCUGGAGCAGUUCCUGGCCAUCCUUCCACUGGAGAUCCAGAGCUGGAUCAAGAGGGGUGACCCACAGACCUGUGACCAGGCGGUGGCCCUGGCGGAGGGCUUCUUACUAAGACGACAGAAGCCCGGGCAACUGGAAAAAGAGGAUGUGACCCAGAUCCAGAAGGUGUCUUCAAACGUCCACACCACUGAGGGGUCUCUGCCUGUUCCUGAGGGGAAGCGGCUUUGCUCUGAAGCUAAGCCGGAGGAUGACAGGGAUAACGGCUCACAGACAGGUGAUGCGUGGACGACGGAAGCGAAAAGCGAGACAUCUCGAGUGGAAAAAGCUAAGCCAGUGAAACCUCCUGGGUAUUCCCAGGAAGGUGUCCUGUGCCUGCGGAAGAGCAGAGAAAUUUCCGAGAGUCCUAAAAGACUGGAGAAGGGAAAGAAAAACCACCUUGAUUCAAGAGUGGAUGGAUUCUUCCCUUAUUUAGAAGAAGGCAGGGACGGGAACCAAACCAUAAUCGUAAAGAGAAGGCGCAGGACUAGAGGCGAGAAGGUGUGUAAUGUGUGCGGGAGGAGCUUCAGCCGGACCACGGUGCUGGUGGCCCAUCAGAGAACCCACACCGGGGAGAAGCCCUUUAUGUGCAAGGAUUGUGGGAAAUGCUUCAGCUUGAAGUCCACGUUAGUGGCCCACGAACGGACCCACACGGGGGAGAGACCCUAUACAUGUUCCCAGUGCGGGAAAAGUUUCACAGUCAGCUCCGAUCUCACCAGGCACUACCGGAUCCACAUCGGAGAGAAGCCCUUCAGCUGCUUGGAGUGUGACAAAAGCUUCAGCCGGAAAACACAGCUUCUGAACCACCACAAAGUCCACACCCGGGAGAAGCCGUUCAAGUGCGGGGAGUGUGGGGAGACCUUCAGCCGGAGCUCCAGCCUCAUGAUCCACGAGGGCUCCCACACAGGAGAGAAACCCUUCAAAUGCCCAGAUUGCGAGAAAUCCUUCAACACCUCCUCCCAGCUGGUCAAGCACUAUCGGGUCCACACGGGGGAGAGGCCAUACAACUGCUCUGAGUGCGGGAAAAGCUUCAGCCAGCGGCAGAUCCUGAUGGUGCAUCAGAGGAUCCACACGGGCGAGAAACCCUUCAAAUGCGCCACCUGCGGGAAGUGCUUCUGUGACCGGGCUGUUCUCAUUCGCCAUCAGAAGGUCCACACGGGGGAGAGGCCGCACGAGUGCGCCACCUGCGGAAAGAGCUUUUCUCACCGGGCCGUUCUUGUUAGACAUCAGAAAAUCCACACCAGAGAAACUCUGAAUGUACUGAUUGUAGACAAUGAACCCGAUGAAACCCCAUAAAUGCUCAGAUUCUCCGAUUGGGUCUUACUAUAGCAAGUUGUGGUCUAUAACACCUGACAGGCAGUGUGCUCCAGCCGGUUCAUAAGACAUGUGUAGAAGAACAGAAACUUGGCCACAGAUGUAUUUUCAUUGUGAUGUGGGUCAAGGCUCUUAACACGCCCGUCUGAUGGUUUUCACCAGAAAUACGGAUAUCAUAAGAUAACUGUGGUUUCUGUCAGAGAGGGCUUCAUGUCUUCUCUCCAGAGUGUCCAAAUGUGGAUACCAGCACCCCACCUCAAAAAAAAUUGUGUAAUUUUUUUUAAAAAAAAUUUGUGUGCGUGUGUGUUCGGCUGAUGAAAUUGCCUUGCACUCUCUUAAGGCAGACAUUCUCAACGGGAAAGAUGUAUGGCCCCCUCUGGCACAUUUGGGGGUGGGGGCUGGCACUUAUGAAGGAAGCCACAGACUGGAAACAGUUCUUCAUACACCACCUUAUGGAGGUUCAUUAUGUGUUUUAUACUAUCCUGAUUUUGCCUACAUUUCAUUCAUUUUGUGUUUAUGGCCAUGGCAAAA